This is a messenger RNA of Eremothecium gossypii ATCC 10895, 436 nucleotides long. RefSeq lists its product as uncharacterized. NCBI's taxonomy places the organism in Eukaryota, Fungi, Ascomycota, Saccharomycetes, Saccharomycetales, Saccharomycetaceae. The transcript has a single exon. The record is from RefSeq and is marked provisional.
AUGGAGCUAUCAGGGCUUGGUAUACGGUGGCGCUAUUUCGGGUUACUUUGCGCGACAGGCUGCGUGGCGGUUUUUCUUAGGCAUCACUACAGAUAAGCGGUUCAACGCGAUCACAGCGGAGCACGACAAAGCCGCACACUUCGCGGUGUUUGCGCUGGAGUCGUGGCUAUUCACGCGCAGCAUAGUCACGCGGCACGUGGCUGUGCCGGGGCGAUGGCUGCAGGGCGGGGACGUGGAACAGGGCGCGCAGGCAGCGCGUGUCAGUAAGUACUGGGUGGCCGGGCUGGCGUGCGGCGCAGCGGCGGCGGUGCUGAGCGAGGUCGCGCAGCAUGUGGUGUCGCGUGGGCGGCGGGUGUUCGACGUGUGGGACGUGGCGUGCAACGCGGCAGGCGCGCUCGUGGGGGUGGGUGCGGCGUGGUGGCGCGAACGCCGAUAG